This is a messenger RNA of Benincasa hispida (wax gourd), 658 nucleotides long. Its product is annotated as Bifunctional inhibitor/lipid-transfer protein/seed storage 2S albumin superfamily protein. The record is from RefSeq and is a predicted model, not a curated record. NCBI's taxonomy places the organism in Eukaryota, Viridiplantae, Streptophyta, Magnoliopsida, Cucurbitales, Cucurbitaceae.
AAACAACAAACUAUUGGUAUAGCCACAUUGCCCUAGUAAAAGAGUUAUGGGGCUCAAAAUUCUUAAGGCAUUGGCUCUUAUAGUCUUGUUGAACAUCCUAGCUUUGGCUUGUGUUUCAUCAGCCAAACCGGGUUGCCCUCCGAAGGUUCGGUCAUCGCCUGCAACCACCCCGACAAUGCAGGCGAAGUGCCCGAAAGAUACACUAAAGUUUGGGGUUUGUGGGAGCUGGCUCGGGCUGAUAUCCGAGCAGAUUGGGGCAAAACCGAGCAAGAAAUGUUGUAGUUUGUUGACAGGGUUGGCCGAUCUCGAGGCUGCGUUGUGCUUGUGCACUGCGCUGAAAGCGAAUGUAUUGGGUGUUAACCUUGAUGUGCCUAUUGCUCUUAGUUUGGUUGUAAAUUCUUGUGGGAAAAGUAUUCCACAAGGCUUUGUUUGUCCUUAAUUAGAGAAGUUUUCAUGUUGUUUGAUUCUCAAGUUUUUGUUGUUGAUUGUACUCUUUGAUUAAGUAAAAGUCAUGAGUGGACUUCAGUGGUGUUACAUUGACUUUAUUUUUUUCAUGUGUAUGAUAUUUGUUUUUUUAUUUUUAGACAACAUAUAGGAUGAAGGAACCUUUAAUCUUAAGGUUAAUAAUAUGUGUUUGAUGUCAGUUGAGUUAUGCUCA